ACUUCCUGCUUACGAAGACAUUUCGUCGUAUAUUUGUGAGGUUUGUGUUACCCCAGCCAGGGCAGAUCUCCGACAAUGAAUGUGGGGGUGGCCCACAGUGAACUUAACCCCACACACUCGUACCUGAACAGUAAGGGCAUCUGGCUUACCUAUGUCCUCUUCAUCUACUUUGUUCAUCUGCUCCUGCUCAGUGUCCCGUUCAUCACCGUCGCUGUGGCCUGGACGCUUACCAAUGUCAUACACGAUGUUUCCAUGUUCUUCAUGCUGCACAUAACCAAAGGUACCCCGUGGGAGACGGGAGACCAGGGUCAGUCACGGACAGAAACACAGUGGGAACAGAUUGACUACGGACAGCAGUUCACCGCUACGAAAAAAUUCCUCACCAUGGUUCCAAUUGUCUUAUUUUUCCUCGCCAGUUUUUAUACAAAAUAUGACGUGUUACAUUUUGUAAUCAAUGCCUCGUGCUGCUUGCUAAGUGUUAUUCCCAAGCUCCCCCAGCUACACGGAGUACGAUUAUUCGGCAUCAACAAGUACUGACCCAGGGCUGACCACCGAGUCUCUGUUUCUCCAACCAUAAGUUUCUGUGAGGUUCGAUUUUCUACCUUGUUUUUUGAUUAAACAAAACACUUGGUCACAAAUUUUUGUACAGUUCCCUCCCUUCUCUAUUGAUUAUCUCCCCUUCUCACACAGUGAUGUGUCUGGGGGUAACCUAAGAUGGUGAUGCUUUCUGAAUUUCUUGUGUCCAAUGAGUUACAUGUGAAAACCUUAGGUGUUAAUGUAUUUCUGAGAUAAGGUUGCACCUAGCUUAAGGAAUUAUUUUUAGAUUUUGAGUGAAAACUCCUGGCCACCUUGAGGAAGUUUGGUCCAAGUUAUGUAUUUUUUUAUUCUUUUCUGUAACACAACUUUGUUUCUGUAUCACAGUUGUGCUUUUAAAGCAAAGGUGUACUGUAAAUCUUCGAUCUUUUCAACCACUAAAACCUUAUUUUCUGUGGAAUUUAUGCAUAUAAUUCUUAAAAUGAUGCUAAAAUCGUUAAUUUGUUUGUGCAAUUAAUGGUGCAAGCUUCAUAAACUGUGUAAGUUAUUUCUCUACACUCUGUCAGCAUAUUGAACAGCUCUUUCGGUUUAUAAAGCCUGUACUGAUCUCAAGGUUAGAGGCCUAACGGUGUGGAUGCACACCUGCUGGUUGAAAAGUGAAGUAGUGCCAUAUUGCACUCAGUUACCUGUCAGAAAGUAGUCCCUUCUGAGGAUUCUUUAUGUUGGACUACUGACAGACUGCUGGACAGUAAAAGGCUCCAGCCUUGACCAUUACCCAAUGGGAACUGAUGUUAGAUGCAUAUCUAUCGCUGCUUCCUCUAUAGUGUAGAGCCUUAAUGAAGUUGAACCAUGCAUUUUCUUCUAACAGUGCUUUCUGUGUAACUCUGAGAAGUGACUGUACUUUGGGAAUUAACCACUUAGAAGGUGGUUUUUAAUUAACAGUAUUAUCAUUGUGUGGGAAGUGGAAUUCUGGGGUUAAAAUGUUGAUAAAAAUAUUAAACGUGUGUGUGGGAGAAGGGGAGAUAACUCCUAGGGACAAAAACUUGCCUUGACUUGAAAAACUAAUGUUAAGCAGUGGUUUAACAUGCAAUCUGGGUUAAGGUUUCUGGUAUUAUCUUUGUAUGUGUGUAAUUGGUGAAUGCUGUUAAUUUUACGUAGAUACAAAGACAUGGAUACUUUGGUGUAUUUAAGUAGUCUUCAGUUAAGUCAUCUCUGUUUUUAGUCUGUUUUGGGUGGAAGAUGCAGCGUAUAUAAGCCAAAACACCUAGUCCUUUAACCAGUAAUGAGUGAAGGCCAUGUCUAUGCUACCAUAAGUUCUCAGCCUAUUUGUGUGUGAAAAGGCUUGAUUGGAUUCAAAUUAUGGAGUCCUGUAAAUAUAUGUUGAUGAGAUACUAGGAACAAAAAACAGGAAAUAUGUGUUAACAAAAUGCUGAUUUUAAAUUCUUCUCUUAAAAACAACAUACAGCUGUACUUUUUUUGAAAUACAUAAUUGUAUAUGUGUAU
Liolophura sinensis is the source of this 2037-nucleotide messenger RNA. Its product is annotated as ORM1-like protein 3. Gene Ontology annotation, cellular component: endoplasmic reticulum membrane. NCBI's taxonomy places the organism in Eukaryota, Metazoa, Mollusca, Polyplacophora, Chitonida, Chitonidae. The record is from RefSeq and is a predicted model, not a curated record. The coding region runs from base 76 to 537 and encodes 153 amino acids. The transcript is spliced from 4 exons.